UAAUAUUGAAAAGAGUCCGACAGGAUAAUAAUGACAAAAAGACAUCAAAAUUGAACUCUUCAGAGGCCUCAAAUUCAACUAAUUCGCCAGAUUCAGCUGAUUCAUCUAGUUUUUCAGAAGACAUAAAAUUGGAAUUGGAAGCUGAUGAUAAACCUUAUUUAGAUUUUAUAUUAUCUGACAAAAAAUCUGUAUUAAAUGAUAAAAGUGAAGAUUCUGAAAAUUCUGAUGAUAAUGAAGGAGAUUUUUUCCAAAACAAACGAUUUACAGCUCCUGAUUGGGAUGAUUUUGAUGACAAUAAUAAUUUUACAUAUCUUAAUCCAAGUACUGAGUUUUCUGAAACUUAG
Messenger RNA from Funneliformis caledonium, 344 nucleotides. Lineage: Eukaryota; Fungi; Glomeromycota; Glomeromycetes; Glomerales; Glomeraceae. The record is from the annotation of a GenBank genome assembly.